Messenger RNA from Pecten maximus, 3015 nucleotides. RefSeq names its product signal recognition particle 54 kDa protein-like. The record is from RefSeq and is a predicted model, not a curated record. Gene Ontology annotation, biological process: SRP-dependent cotranslational protein targeting to membrane, translocation; SRP-dependent cotranslational protein targeting to membrane. Gene Ontology annotation, cellular component: signal recognition particle, endoplasmic reticulum targeting; cytosol. Gene Ontology annotation, molecular function: GTP binding; endoplasmic reticulum signal sequence receptor activity; GTPase activity. NCBI's taxonomy places the organism in Eukaryota, Metazoa, Mollusca, Bivalvia, Pectinida, Pectinidae.
CACCAAACACAAACGUGUUACACUUCCUUCCAGAGGAGAAGCAGCGUAAUAGACCGAAGAUCGGCAUUUUGUUCUUAUUUUAGCGUUUCUGGAUAUAUUUAAUCAAAAUGACUAUUAUUAACAUUAUAACUUAGACAUGUUACAUUUAUAAGGCAGUUCGUUUAUUGAUAAUUUGGAUAUUUUCUAUCUAAAAAAUAUCCUGUGUAGAAAACAGCUGUUCGUUCGAAGUGUUCUCCAGCUUUUCAGUUUCAUCAGAUUUAGAAUUGUCUAGAAAAUAGCACUUCAAAAAAAGUCAAGAUGGUGUUAGCAGAUCUUGGAAGGAAAAUCACUUCCGCUUUAAAAUCGCUCAGCAAUGCGACUAUCAUCAAUGAAGAGGUUCUUAAUGAAAUGCUCAAGGAGAUCUGCAAAGCUCUCUUGGAGGCAGAUGUCAACAUCAAACUUGUAAAACAGCUGCGAGAGAAUGUGCGUUCAGUGAUAGACUUUGAUGAAAUGGCUGGAGGUCUGAAUAAGCGCAGAAUGAUUCAGUCUGCUGUCUUCAAAGAGUUGGUGAAACUGAUUGAUCCCGGUGUAAAGGCCUGGCAACCUGUGAAGUGUAAAAACAAUGUGAUCAUGUUUGUUGGUCUCCAGGGAAGUGGAAAAACCACAACAUGUACAAAGAUGGCGUAUUACUACCAGAAGAAAGGCUGGAAAACUUGUCUGAUUUGUGCAGACACAUUCCGUGCUGGAGCAUUCGAUCAGUUAAAACAGAACGCCACAAAAGCAAGGAUUCCUUUCUAUGGAAGUUACACUGAGAUGGACCCGGUUGUGAUUGCUCAGGAAGGUGUCGACAAAUUCCGUAACGAAAACUUUGAAGUGAUUAUUGUAGACACUAGUGGUCGACACAAACAGGAGGAAUCACUGUUUGAGGAAAUGUUACAGGUCAACAAUGCAGUGGACCCUGACAACAUAGUGUUUGUGAUGGAUGCUACUAUAGGCCAGGCUUGUGAAUCCCAGGCCAGAGCUUUCAAGGAGAAAGUUGAUGUUGCUUCAGUCAUCAUCACUAAACUAGAUGGACAUGCUAAAGGAGGCGGAGCUCUCAGUGCUGUUGCAGCAACAAAAAGUCCAGUCAUCUUCAUAGGGACAGGAGAACACACAGAUGACUUUGAACCUUUCAAGGUUCGACCAUUCAUCAGCAAACUCCUAGGAAUGGGAGAUAUUGAGGGGCUGAUUGAUAAAGUGAAUGAACUCAAACUGGAUGACAAUGAGGAGUUGAUGAAGAAACUGAAACAAGGUCAAUUCACUUUGAGAGACAUGUAUGAACAGUUCCAGAACAUAAUGAAAAUGGGACCAUUUAGUCAAAUAAUGGGGAUGAUCCCAGGGUUCAGCUCAGACUUCCUCACAAAGGGUGGUGAACAGGAGUCCAUGGCCCGACUUAAGAAACUCAUGACCAUCAUGGACAGCAUGAAUGACACCGAGCUUGACAGUUUGGAAGGGGAACGCUUGUUUGCUAAGCAGACGGGACGUGCCCAGCGUGUAGCUAGGGGAGCCGGAGUGUCUGUUAGGGAAGUCAACGAACUCCUGACCCAGUACAAAAAGUUUGCACAAAUGGUGAAGAAGAUGGGAGGAAUAAAGGGCCUGUUCAAAGGUGGUGACAUGAGUAAGAAUGUGAAUCCUGCUCAGAUGACAAAGAUCAACCAGCAAAUGGCCAAGAUGAUGGAUCCACGAGUCCUACAGCAGAUGGGAGGCAUGCAGGGAAUACAGAACAUGAUGAGACAGUUCCAACAAGGAGCUCAGGGCAAGUUCGGCGGUGGAAACAUGUUUAAUGGGUUUGGGGAUAGAUAGGGACACAACAGUCCUUUACAACUGAUACAAGGUUUAAUUUAUAAGAGAUAGCGGAGUAAUGGACAUCCACACUGAGCAGCUAUCAGAAGGUUUUUCGGACAGAGAAAAACAAGGGACCUCCAUGUGGGACGGAUUUCAGCAGGAUUUCCAAAUGUGAUUUGGCAUUGACAUAAUCAAUAAUUGGGAAUUUGAUUAUGAUUGUUAACCAAAUAGGAACACUUAAUGAUGUCAUCUCAAAGAAAUUAAUAAUUCUGAUGAAUCUGGAUUUAAAUGUAUUCUUUUGAUAGCGAACUUUUGUCAAAUGUUCUUUUAUUUGCACAAUGUCCACCAAACCUACGAUAUUUAUUGUUCAUCUUCAUUGUCAACAUUUAUUUCCCCCCAAAAAUCCUGGACAAGAAUUCAGAGAGAAAUCAGAAAGAUUUCACUGAGCUGGGAGGUGGUACAGAGUGAUUUUGAUAUAAAAACAAUCCUUGGUGUAUAAUCUGUUGUUUGAACCAUGGCAGGUGUCCAGUAGUAAAUGGAAGGUAAUUUAUCGCAAAACUAUACCCUCUGAUAAUUACACAAAACUACCCUGUGAUCAUUACACAUGGGUGAUACCUUGAUCAUUACACAUGGGUGAAACCUUAUACUUACAACUGAGACAUCUUCUGAACUUUUUGGCAUUGUAUGCAUUGUGAUAUCAUGAAAUAGAAAGGAAUAGAGUGACAAUAAUGCUCUUUUAGAUUCAAUGUCUUCUAAAAUGAUGCAUAUAUUUAACAUGAAAAACAGAAUCUUGCAUUAAUUUCUAAUUCAUAUGAAACAAUAUAAUAGAGUAUUAAUCUUGUCACCAUUCAGGUAAACAACGUGAGAAAUUCUUUCAAAUCUUUCCAUAAAUCAUAAAUGGGAAUUCACAUAAUAUCUACUGUGUAUGGCAAAUAUGAUUGAAAACAUUUACUUACGUAUUGUACUUCAAUAAAUGUUUCCCCUGUGAAUUAUAGAGAUCACAUAAUGUUCCUCCGCCAUACAACUAUUUCUGGAGAAGUUUUUUUUAUGUUUUGUACGGUAAUGGAAGAGUCAAGAAUUGAUAUUUAUUAAGAUUCUCAUUUAUUCUUGUUUAAAAUCUGAGGAUUGAUAAUUCAAAACAAACAAAAAAUAUGGUUAUGGCAGGUUUUGAGAAUCUGCUUCAUUUGUAAAUAAAUUUGUUAAAACAGGAAA